Molecule: messenger RNA, 1879 nt
Organism: Dicentrarchus labrax (European seabass)
Lineage: Eukaryota; Metazoa; Chordata; Actinopteri; Moronidae
Gene: arl1
Product: ADP-ribosylation factor-like 1
Exons: 6
Coding region: 197-742 (181 amino acids)
Biological process (GO): vesicle-mediated transport; intracellular protein transport
Cellular component (GO): cytoplasm; Golgi apparatus
Molecular function (GO): GTPase activity; GTP binding
Source: RefSeq, a predicted model, not a curated record
UGUUGAACAUAUUUUAACUUAGUCCGUUUCAUAUAAAACAUAGCGAAACAUUGAAUGUGUCGAAUGUGAAGAAGCUAACGUUAACUGUUGAUCGGCGACAGUUGGUGACGUCUCCCAGCGACACGUCAGCCACACGGAAGCAGAUCUCUGUCCAACCGAGCAGCAUUGCCGACACAAGGACCGUAGUUUUAUCGAAAUGGGUGGUUUCUUCUCCAGUCUCUUCUCGGGCCUGUUUGGCACCAGGGAGAUGAGGAUUUUGAUCCUUGGUUUGGACGGCGCUGGAAAAACAACCAUUCUGUACCGGCUGCAGGUCGGAGAGGUGGUCACUACAAUCCCCACAAUCGGCUUCAACGUCGAGACAGUCACAUACAGGAAUCUGAAGUUCCAGGUGUGGGAUCUGGGAGGACAGACGAGUAUCAGGCCCUACUGGCGGUGUUAUUACUCAAACACAGAUGCAGUCAUCUACGUCGUCGACAGCAGUGACCGCGACAGGAUGGGCAUCUCAAAGUCUGAGCUGGUGGCCAUGUUGGAGGAGGAGGAGUUGAAGAAAGCUAUCCUGGUGGUAUUUGCAAACAAGCAGGACAUGGACCAGGCAAUGACGCCCACUGAGGUGGCCAACGCCCUGGGCCUUCCCGCCCUCAAAGACAGAAAAUGGCAGAUCUUUAAGACCUCGGCCACAAAGGGCACAGGCUUGGAUGAGGCAAUGGAAUGGCUGGUGGAUUCCCUGAAGAGUCGACAGUAAAGGCCCCCACCCAUUCUGUAUAUACACCUGACCUUUGACCCUUCUGUAUGAAGCCUUGUGACUGACUCCCUUCCCCACAUCCCACUUUUCACUGGACCAGUGAUUGCACUCCUCCCCACCUCCAACCCACCUGAAGCCUUGGCCAAGCCCUCCCAAUGCCUAACGCCUUUCAAGCCUGGGACUUAGAAGCGACGGCUGCAGUAACGUCUGGACUGGGCACAAACACACUAAGUCCCAUCUCUACCAGUGAAGCUUUUAGAGAGCCGUAUGACUUCAGUGAUGGAUGUGCAACAAGUUAGUAACUACAUUUUUGUGCGUUUUGGAAAUGCAAUUUUUACCAAUCUAUUUAAUAUAACAGUGUCACACACUUUAUCAUGGAUUAGAAGGAAUCAAUAAAUAAGACUGUGAAAAGCCCAUCCACUCUGACCCUCUGUAGCAUUUCUGAAAUCAGAGGAGUCAUUCGCAUGUAGUAAAGCUUGAAGAUCAGUAAGUAAGUGAUGGGCACUCAUGUCAGCAAAAGGAAGCAAUGAAGAUCCGCCGGGAGGCCGCAUUUUCCCCAUCAGAGCCUGACCUGAGCAACCAGAGACGAGGACACAUCAUCACCAUGGAGAAGCAGCUGCUUGAUUGCCAAGUCAUUAGACAUUUUUUAAUAGUGUGCUGGACUAGCUAUACUGUACUGAAUCUCUGUUUAUUGCAGCAAGUAUGAAAUCCAAAUUUGGAUAACAUACCUUUCUGCUGGCUUGCAUGAAAUGUUCUGUUUUACUUUAGGAAAUUGCAAAUCUGGCCUCAAACAGUUAAAAAAAAAAAAAAAAAAAGUAUUCAUCUACUAUAUGUCCUCUGGCCAAGUGUUACUGCAGCCCAGGCUGUUUUUGUACUAUAGAUUCAGGCAGAUGUAAUGUCAUGGAUUUAUAUUGUUUGUUCCCUUACAUUCAUUUGUGUGGUUCCCACUUUUUUUUUUUUUUUUUUAAAUCUAGUGGUUAAAGCCGUUUUUCCAUUGAAAUCCUUGAGUACAGGUUUGGCAUAUUAGUCAUUUAGUUACUGAACACUAACUGUAUGCUCAAAGUUCUGUGGUUCCAUAUUUAUAUCUGCUUGUACAGUGAAAAUUAUUCUCAGUAAAGAUUGCUAUCAGUGAUUGUA